AUUCAAUCUCGUGAUAGUCCCACGGGGCUGUAAAUCACAGAUUCCUCGCCCAACUUCGCCAAGGUCCCUGCGGUGAAAGAUCCCAAAGGCAAAUGUCUAAUAAUACGAGCUUCCCGUGAAAUCAUCUAUGGCGAAAGGAAAAUCUGCAACGUGUUCAAUGACGAAGCUUCGUCCUAGCAUGAGAAGCCACAAUCGCCUUCCCUUAAGCCAUUAUCAUACGCCCCAAAAUUGCAGUGAUGGUCCUGGUCGUUGCUUCCCCAGCUGGCGCCAUUGUACGACAUGUACACCGCAUCGUCGUCGAGAUUGGGUGCCUUCACUCCGAACGUGUAGGGCAGUGUGCUCCCAACCUCUUGUUGGGUACCGCUCGGGAUACUGAGCAGGUCUGCCUCGCCGACAAGUUCCUGGUCACUGUCAUACAAGAUGACAUCGAAGCGAUAGUUUUCCGUGUGGAAACCGGGGCCCUGGUUUCUCUGGUACUGCCUGAUGUGCACCCCACACCAGCCGCCAUGGUAGGACUCGCAGUUCUGGUUCGAGACAUCUUUCGCCGUUACGCAUUCGGUGGGCUCCUUUUUGGGUACAACGACCUCAUUCCCGCCAACGUAGUUUUGCACACCAGUGUUUUGUAGGCAACAUUUGUUGAUGAACAGGCCGCAGCCAAAUGCCAUGCCAAUCCUGACCGAGUGUUGUGUCCCUGGAUCGUUGUCUCCUAUCAGUGUCGCAUAUAGUUCGCCCGUAACCUCGUUCUCCUUGUACAUGUGAAAUUGUUUGUUCGUCAAUUGGAAGCCCAUGCUGCUGAACUGCAAAGUUUGGCACUGGUUUACGGUUAUUUUACUUCCGUUUUAUACAUACUCAAAGCUGGCUGCUUGGCCCAC
Westerdykella ornata is the source of this 872-nucleotide messenger RNA. RefSeq lists its product as uncharacterized. The transcript is spliced from 2 exons. The record is from RefSeq and is a predicted model, not a curated record. Lineage: Eukaryota; Fungi; Ascomycota; Dothideomycetes; Pleosporales; Sporormiaceae. Bases 237 to 626 code for a protein of 129 amino acids.